Molecule: messenger RNA, 681 nt
Organism: Rhizophagus irregularis DAOM 181602=DAOM 197198
Lineage: Eukaryota; Fungi; Glomeromycota; Glomeromycetes; Glomerales; Glomeraceae
Source: RefSeq, a predicted model, not a curated record
AGAAAACAAAGUAUCCUAUUUAUCUUCUUCUGAGCAAUGUGAAGAAAAAGGGCCUAUCACCUUCGAAGCCAGACCCGAUCCAGAAUUAAUUAUCAAAUCCGUCUUAGAGCAUUUCACAUACUUGAAAUUCCGAAAUAGUUUCAGAGGGAUUGAUAAUUAUAAUUUUGCAUCACCUCAGCCGUUGAGCUCACCAUGCCCUGCAACACUUCAAGCAAUAAACUCAAGUUCGCGAUUGUGGCUUAGACCGGAGGAAUUAUGAAGAAAAAAUAUUCGUAUAUUAUUUCGUUUCUUUUUUUUCGAAUCUCGUGGGUGGCUUAUGCAAAAGAAACUGGAAUCGGAUGCGCAGUUGAUAUUGGGAAAAUUCUUGCCGAGAUUUUUCUGAGUACGUCAUUGAAAUUAAAGUUUAUCAUAUGAUUAACCGGUAGAUCCCGCUUCUAUUGGUUGGAAGUGUGAAGAGUCUUCACGAUUAUCAUAUGACAUAGCAUGUAUCGUGGAUACGUCUCCUUUGCCUCAAGCUAGAAUAGAGAAAUAUCGUUCGAAAAAAUAAUCGUGUAUAAUAGUCUACAAUCAUAGAAUGGCAUCAUAUACCCAGGGCUAGUCCCGCACCAUGUAAUUUAUCUCAGCUCAAUGUAUUGCAAAUAAAAAACGUUUAGGGCACUAACGGAAAUCUGGAUCGGCAAA